AUGUUUGGAUCAUCGCAGGGGUGCUUACACUAUGCUAUAGCUUCUUCCAUUGAUAAGAUUGAACUCUGGUGCCUCAAGGAUUGUGACAGUAAAGAAUUGGUUUUGAAGAAUACCGCCAACAUCGAUAAGCUUAUGAGCAUGACUGGGAAGAGGUACACCGUGGAUGAGAUUCAUCCAGAUUGCGACAUCAUUUUCCUGGUUUCACGGGCAGGUGAUACCUUGGCAGCGUACGAUGUGCGACAUCAGGAAGUUGGUUGCAUCCUUAAUGUUGAGAUAAACAAUACAGUACGGCAUCGGUUUCUACCCUAUGUUCCUCUGUUCUCAGAGUCAUUAGCAGAUGCAGAUGGGCAGUAG
Molecule: messenger RNA, 354 nt
Organism: Triticum turgidum subsp. durum (durum wheat)
Lineage: Eukaryota; Viridiplantae; Streptophyta; Magnoliopsida; Poales; Poaceae
Source: the annotation of a GenBank genome assembly